ACUCCAUACUUGCUUCGUCUCUUGAGAAGACCACGGCUGAGUUUCCUAGCACAGCCCCCGGAGAUUUUUCUUUCCUGAGCCAACAUUAGUCAAAAAGGACAGAAGGCAAAGGGGAGGUGGGGAGGAAGCUGAAAGUGAGCCAAGCUGUUGCUGGCAACCCUUGUCUCAGUGCUAAACCUACUGCUUUUAGAGAGACCAGGCAGGGGAGGGACUUUGUUUUGUUGAGAGGAGAAGGAGAAAAGAAACUUGAAACUGGCUUCCCUUGUGGCAUGUCUGUGUCCUGAACAUCCCCUCCUCACCCUGCUGUUUGUUAAAUGAAAGCACGUGAAGAACAUGAGGUUGCCUGCUUGAGAGGGAGGGCAGUACUGGACUGGGUGAGGAAGGAGGAAGGCAAGUUGUGGUUUUGUGGUGUGGUUUACACCGAGAUCAGAGCUAGUGUGCCUGGGGGUGGGAGCAGAAACAGAAAGGGCAUCUGAUGCCAGCUGCCAAUAUGACAGAAACCCUGCAGCUCCCAGCACUGCAAGUCCCAGAGCAGCAGGUGGUGGAAGGUGGCCGUGCCUGGUCCAGUUCGUCCACCCCAACCCUGCGCAGGAAGCGCUUCAAGAUGAGGCGGAUGAAGAAAGUGCAGGAGCAGAGCCUGGAGGCCAGCAGGUAUCAGGAUUCUCCUUCCUCCAGCAAGGAAUACCUGCAGCUCCCAUCCAUUGAAAUCACCCCUUCCAGUGAUGAGGACACUCCCUGGUCCAACUGCUCCACACCCAGUGCCUCCCCGCGGCGCAAGCGCUUCCUCCUUCGGAAGUGGCUGCGUGUGAGAGAGAAGAAGGAAUACAGUGAGAGCAGCAGCCAGCAGAGCAGCCAGCAAAGCAGCCACGAUGACGAAUCAUCCCGGUUCUUGAGCCCUCAUAUGUGUGAGGACAGUACUGCCAGUAACUCAAACCGCAGCACGCCUGCCUGCUCCCCAAUCCUGCGCAAACGCUCCCGGUCCCCGACACCGCAGGACUCCCAAGGAGACGCCAUGGUGGAAAAAGGCUCAGACCACUCGUCAGACAAAUCCCCUUCCACGCCGGAGCAGGGUGUACAGCGUAGCUGUUCCUCUCAGUCAGGCCGCAGCGGGGCCAAGAACUCCAAGUCACACAAGCGCCUCUCCAAAUAUGACAGACUUAACCUGCUCAAAAAAAGCCAGAGUUGGUAUAAUCAUGAGAGACAGUACAUCCGGAGAGUGUUGAGUCCAACAUACAAACAGCGGAAUGAAGAUUUCAGGAAACUCUUCAAACAGCUUCCUGACACGGAGCGCCUCAUCGUAGAUUACUCAUGUGCGCUACAAAGAGACAUUCUCCUGCAGGGCCGCCUCUACCUCUCUGAAAACUGGAUUUGCUUUUACAGCAACAUCUUCCGUUGGGAGACACUGCUGACAGUUCGCUUGAAGGAUAUCUGCUCGAUGACCAAGGAAAAAACAGCACGGCUCAUUCCUAAUGCCAUCCAAGUUUGCACUGACACUGAAAAGCACUUUUUUACUUCCUUUGGGGCUCGAGACAGGACGUACAUGAUGAUGUUCAGACUCUGGCAGAAUGCUCUCCUUGACAAGCCUCUCUGUCCAAAGGAGCUCUGGCACUUUGUCCACCAGUGUUAUGGGAAUGAGCUGGGUCUGACCAGUGAUGAUGAAGACUACGUGCCUCCCGAUGAUGACUUCAACACAAUGGGCUACUGUGAAGAAAUCCCCGUGGAAGAGAAUGAAGUCAACGACAGCUCCUCAAAAAGCAGCAUGGAGGCCAAGCCAGAAGCUAGCCCUCAGCUGCCAAAGAAAUCUGUCACUGCCAGCACAUUGACAUCUACGGGAAGCAGUGAAGCGCCAGCCUCGUUUGAUGGAGUGCUACCAGAAGAGGAGGAGGCAGUGGCGGAGAGUCCUGUGGAAAAAGACCUUGGCAUUGCAAAUAUCAUGGGAGAGAAGAUAGAGAUCAUCGGCCCUGUGAACUCCCCUUCCCUAGACUUCAAUGACAACGAAGACAUUCCCACUGAGCUCAGUGACUCGUCAGAGACCCAUGAUGAAGGGGAAGUCCAAGCCUUUUACGAGGAUCUGAAUGGCCGUCAGUAUGUGAAUGAAGUGUUCAACUUCAGCGUGGACAAACUGUACGACUUGCUUUUCACGGACUCCCAGUUCCAGAGGGACUUCAUGGAACAGCGCCGGUUCUCUGAUAUUAUCUUUCAUCCCUGGAAGAAGGAAGAAAAUGGCAAUCAGACCAGAGUGAUCUUGUAUACCAUUACCCUCACCAACCCUCUGGCCCCCAAAACUGCCACUGUCACUGAGACGCAGACAAUGUACAAAGCCAGCCAAGAAAGCGAGUGCUAUGUCAUAGAUGCAGAGGUGCUAACUCACGACGUCCCCUACCAUGAUUAUUUCUACACCAUUAACCGCUACACGUUGACUCGUGUUGCCAGAAACAAAAGCCGACUCAGGGUUUCCACAGAGUUACGUUACAGGAAACAGCCUUGGGGGCUGGUGAAAUCCUUCAUUGAGAAGAAUUUUUGGAGCGGCCUAGAAGAUUAUUUCCGUCAUUUGGAGAGUGAACUGACCAAAACUGAGAGCACAUACCUGGCUGAGGUCCACAGACAAUCCCCCAAAGAGAAAGUGAGCAAGCAAUCGACUGUGCGCCGGAGGAAACGGGUGCAUGCCCAUCUGCGGGUGCCACACUUGGAGGAGGUGCUGAGUCCCGUCACCACCCCCACGGAUGAGGAGGUUGCACAUCGAAUCAAGCAUGUGGCAGGUUCCACUCAGACACGGCACAUCCCGGAGGACAGCUCCAGUGGCUUCCACCUGCAGAGUGUCUCCAAGCUGCUCCUUGUCAUCAGUUUUGUUCUUGUGCUGCUGGUCAUUCUCAAUAUGAUGCUGUUCUACAAACUCUGGAUGUUGGAAUAUACUACGCAGACGCUCACGGCAUGGCAGGGCUUGCGGCUACAGGAAAGGUUACCCCAAUCUCAGACAGAGUGGGCCCAGUUACUAGAAUCUCAGCAGAAGUAUCAUGACUCAGAGCUACAAAAAUGGCGUGAGAUCAUCAAAUCCUCGGUGAUGCUUCUAGACCAGAUGAAGGAUUCACUAAUAAAUCUUCAGAAUGGCAUCGGGUCCCGGGACUUCGGGUCAGAUCCAGAGGAGAAACGGAAACGUUUCCACUAACAGGCAGGAAUGCAGGAGGCCAGAGGACCGUGUGCAAUAUGUGAGGAUUUUUCCACCUUCUGAAUGGCAGGAUGGAGUCAGCUGCAUAUUCCCUGUAAGCAAGCGGUGCAGUUCUUGCUCAUCCGUUGUCUCUGGCUCCAAUGGGUGCUGAAAGAGCAGGGGACAUAAGGGUGAGUAACUGGUCUUUGUAUCUCUGUACCAGAAAUGUUCAUCUGCACAGCUGGGUGACAAAGUGGAGUCUAAGGAAAAACCUCACAAGCUCCCACUCAUGCAUUCUAAUUAGGGAAAGGUAAUGUAUGUAGAAGUAACCCGCUGAUAUCUUCCAACCUACCUACAAUUUUCAUGACCAAGUGCUAAACACAACAUGUCCCGAGGAAGAAGACUCACAUUUGAAGGAGCGUAGAUGAAGACGGGUUUUCAAAAAGACAUUUAAGAGUGUGAAAGCAAGGUACAAUUGGGAAAAACAUGCCUCAGCAACUACAGAAUAAUGUGUAUUUAUGACUAUUUAUUUAAUUUAAUGCUGCUGACUACUGUACUGCUCCCUGACUUUUUUCCAGGGAGGCUGCUGAAACGGCUACUGUACAAUGAAACUGAGGUGCUAGUGCCUGGGAAGCGCAUUCUGUGGCUCUGUGGCCCCGACUCCCUGCUGUGACUGGCCACACUGGCCAAGAGUCCCAUUUCCCCAUCAGUCACUCCCACAAUUACUAAGCACAGAAAAAUACCCUGCUGCCCAUCUCCCCCCCUUCUAGAAUUUCAUUCCAAGCACCAAGAAAGAAGACAGAGAGGAAGCCCUGUGAUUGCCACUUUGCCCAUGCCAGAAAAGAAAAAGGCCGCAUCUUGAGAAACUUGGAACGUGGGGUCUCUGCCACCUGGCUGUGAGGGUUUUUGUACACAAACGGACAUAACCCAUUGAGAGGCAGAGAAACCCACGUGACUGGAAAUAAAUGCUAGUGAUCAAAGUUGGUUUCUUACCAAUUUCACAUUCUCUUGCUAGUGAUGGAGGCAAGAAAUCCAUUUGCUCAUCCGUGCAUCCUUCCUCCUCUGCAGCAUUCUUCCAGACUGCCAUCGUGUUAGGUUCUGGAUGUUCCUGCUGACACUGCCUCCUCUGGCUAGAGACAGAAUUGCACAAGCUCUGUUAAAUUAACGCAAGGCCACGCAGAGGCAGCUAUAACAAUCUCAAGCACUAAUACUCAUUCUGCCCACCCAUUACUUUAAGCCGGGUUUGACAUGGAUCCUAUGCAAUGCAAUCCUAUCUUAUUGCUAUGCAAUCGUGCAUUCGUAAAGUAGAUACCAAACAUAUCUAGUGCAGCACCUGCGCGUAAAGUCUACAAAGGACCAAAAGGCACAAGUUAUUCCAGGGGGUAAGAUCAGAAGCAUGUGCCCAAGAUAGUGGCAUUGCUGGGUCUGCACGUUCCACUUGAAAGAGAGAAAGGUACCUGCAAUGGUAAGAAUAGGAGUUAGCUAUGAGUUAACUGGAUAACCAUGCUUUUUGGGUGCUUGACAAUUAACCGAAAUCCAAGACACACUUCAGUCAGAAAACAUUAACUGGUAUGAACUGAAACUAACAACUUCUGCAUAAAUCCUUUCUGGCUCCCUUAAGUCCUUUGGGAGAAGAGAAAAAAGGUCACAUAACUUUGAUCUUCCCUACCAUAGCUCAGUUAUGCUGCUGACAUAGAGUAUGCAUUUACACACAGCUUAUAGACUGCUGUACCAGUCCGGGGCAGCAGUCUGCCAUUUGACCACCUGAUCCCACUUGUCUGCUUUAGAUCUAAUAAAGGGAAACCUAAGAGAUAUGUAGCAUGCCUUUAUUGUAAAUAUAAACCUGUAUUGAAAGAGGCAGGGUUUCAAAGCACAAUGCUUUGCUGGAUUUAAAGCCCCGGCGCAAAACCACCUGUGAAGUAAUGAUGCCUGUGUUGCCAUAUCCCCUCUCAGAAAGCCCAGCAUGCUUAAUCUGUGUUCUUAUCAGACAGACCCCAUUAGUUUCAGAAGCUCACCUGGAUGUAGAUGGGGACAGACUUUUUAGCCUGCUUGUCUCCUCAGCACUAAACCGUGUAGCCUACAUAGAUGCUUUUUUCCUACCUUUAUACAAGAAGGUAGAAAUUUGUUUUCCAAAUAGUAGCUGGAGACACUUUUGGUCUGGGUACUUGAAACGAGACCUUUUGAAUAUGUGCUACAGUCAUUUCUGUGCAGAUACAAAGGCGAUGGGAAGGCGCCUGCGAUACACCAAGGCUGAGUGAAAGACACACUUGCAAACCUCACGCUUUGGCUUUCCACGUCAGAAGUGCUAACCAGAAGGAUGUGUGUACAUGCAGGUUUUGGUGAAUACAGUGCUUGUAUGGUCAUGUGGCCUUAAUACCUCUCCCUUUCCUGGCAGCUUUGCCUUUCAUCAUCUUUGAGCAAUCCCAGGGCACCUAAAUAGAGGCAACAGAGGGCAGCCUGCAACUUUCACACCAUCCAGCACUAGGACAGAGUUGUGGAGAUAGUCUCCAACCCUAAAAAGACCAGCACUGCUUGUGCAGAAUGAGCUGCAAAACAGAGGUUAGUGGCAGACGAUUUGGGGGAGUGAAUGGCUCCUGGCUAGUUAGAUGGGUCUUUCUGUGCUACUAGGAGUGGGAAGACAUUUAGGACUCCUCUUUCCUCUUGGGUUUAUUUACAUGAGCACAGUUAGCAUAAAGCCAGCAUGGGAGUUAAUGUCUAUGAAAAAACCACCUGUGAAAGGUAGUACCCAGGUGUACCCUGUCUCUAGCCUAGUGCAGUGAUCUAAGAAGAGGCUCUGUCCACAGUGGGGCUCAGUCAUAGUAUGUGGCAAACAUGUAUGGGUACUCCUCUGCCAUCAGUGCGGAGAUGCUGCGCUCCCAAGAGGACUUCUGCACAGAAUGUCCUUACAGUGUGUCUGUGAUGCGUACUAACCAGCCAUUUUAACCAGGUAGCUCUCUGUCAGUCAGCAUCUGCUUUUCCCGACGAGGAUAGAAGCGAUCCACUUCCUAAUUUAGAGGUGGGACUUUCUGGUUCACAGUCUGCGGAAAAGCACAGUUAGUAACAAAUGCUUCAGAGCAACGGUGCCUAGCUCAGGGGAGGCAGUUCUGUCAUGUUUGUCAAGGCAGCUGCUGCCCUCCUGCAGCUCUUGCCAGACCAGUGGCUUUCUGUGCUACCUGCUGAACUUCAAAGUGAUCUUUCCAGCAGGAUCUCUGCCAGGCUUGCUGCCACCGAUACAUUUCAUGGCACAGUCGUGUGGACUCUAGCUUAAGUCUUUUCAGAUGGUCUCGGCACUCGUUAAAAUAUUUGGCAGGGGCUUGCUUAAAACAAUACUCGAAACAGAGGCUCUUAAACCAAAGCAUCUGAGGUAAGUGGCUCACAGAACAUCUGCAUCAGCGUAGUUUCCAAGACACCACGGUGCUGACUUCCUGGCCCAUUCCCCCUGCCUGGCAUGCUCUGAUCUCUAUGCUUUGCAGUCUCUCCAGCUCAAGUCUCUCUGUGCCAUAAUACCUUUCUUUUUCUAGAUGUGCACACUGGCCAAAUAAGCUCCUCGUGUCUUGAUUGACUGCCGAUUGAGAUUAUUUCCCGAUCUAGCCAGACAGCAUGGGCUUAUCUCUUAGCAUGGAUCCAUGGCAUGCCACGCCUUCCUCUCCCACCCACGUUUUGCAGUGCUUGCUAUGGCUUUUCCCUCUCCCCUAACACCUUCACUGCUGGACAAUCACUCCUUGUGUCAUAGAUGAACUGACCUGGUGCUGUCCCUGCUUGCCUUUCCUUGCCGCAGUCUGUAUGCUCUUUAAGUGAAUGUGUUUUAUUUUUUUCAGUAGGGAAAAGGACUUCCUUCUGCUGAAGGAAUUAUAUUUGCACAUGGCUCAGGGAGGUACCUCCUCUGGCCGUUUCUGUUACCUCACUCAUUUAGGCCAAUUCCAUUGCUAACAUUAAACAGCCACCUUCCCCAACCCAAACUCUGAGAAUAGUUAGGGAAUAAAACCAACGUGCAGCUCAGGUUCUAGAGCCAUUCGGUCGUGUCUCAGUUUCAGCCCAAUCUGCCCCAGCGGCAUUAGGAUUUGGGAGAGCGGCUGUUGCAAAACAGCAACUUUGUCCAGCAAAAAAGUGGAGCCUGCACCGCACACCUCUUGUUCCCCACCUUCGCAAACCCACCUCCCUUGUAAUAGCACUUAACAGAUACGGAAGCACUAACCUGGCUCUUGGCCUGAGGAGGUCGGGGGCAGGGGGAGGAGCAGCAGAACCAUUGCAGUGUUAGAGCCACCAGGACUGGCAUCGUGUGGCUGCGGCACCUCUGGGACGUUACCCUUCUCAGAGCAGUUCAUCUCCCACCACAUGCUCCAGGGCUGGAUAAAGCUGCUAAAAACCUGGAGCAUGUUCUCCCCACCUGAGGCCCUGGAUCCUGCAAACCCCCAUUGCUGUGCGUAACUGCAAAUUAAUGAGGAUCACCUCAUGUCAGCAAGGAAUGGGAGUGGGUCGUACAAUCACCCGUAGGCACGCGCUUCCCUUCUGGAUUUCACCCCGGAUCCCGGGAAGCAGGUGGCUGUUGGCCAAGGCUGCUGCGCCGGUAGCGCUAACAUGAACUCUAGGGUGGGGUGGGGGAGGAACCAUGGUUUUGUUUUAGGAGUUGUCUAACUGUCACAAACUUUGCGCUGUGCGCAAAAUGCGAUAAAACGAUAAUGAAACUUACCUGCUAGAACCUAGGAAUUGUAAAGGCUAUGCAGCCAAAACUUAAUGUAAAGUAGCUAGUACAAUGGAAGUACAGUAUAAAUUAAAAAAAAAAAAAUUAUCAAACA
Messenger RNA from Harpia harpyja (harpy eagle), 7941 nucleotides. It is a transcript of the gene GRAMD1B, whose product is annotated as GRAM domain containing 1B. Gene Ontology annotation, cellular component: endoplasmic reticulum-plasma membrane contact site; endoplasmic reticulum membrane; plasma membrane. The transcript has 24 exons. Gene Ontology annotation, biological process: intracellular sterol transport. The record is from RefSeq and is a predicted model, not a curated record. Gene Ontology annotation, molecular function: sterol transfer activity; sterol binding. Lineage: Eukaryota; Metazoa; Chordata; Aves; Accipitriformes; Accipitridae. Bases 476 to 3166 code for a protein of 896 amino acids.